Messenger RNA from Dothidotthia symphoricarpi CBS 119687, 681 nucleotides. RefSeq lists its product as uncharacterized. NCBI's taxonomy places the organism in Eukaryota, Fungi, Ascomycota, Dothideomycetes, Pleosporales, Dothidotthiaceae. The record is from RefSeq and is a predicted model, not a curated record. The transcript has a single exon. The coding region runs from base 1 to 681 and encodes 226 amino acids.
AUGUUCUUCUCAAGGUUUGGGAGGGUAGGGCAAGUUCCGCACAAGGUAGUCGUGGAAGACGAGGUACAAGGGAAGAUGGUCAUCAACGACGAGGUAAUGACAGACUACGCAAUUCAGAUUCAAUGCAUGGGCUCUGCGCAACGCUGGCUGGACGAAGAAAACAACUGGGACGGGCCAAAGUACGUUCGUGGAAAGUGUUGGCUUCUCACCAUGGUGGAUGGAAUGUUUGCAUGUGAGCAGAUGACUGGCUGGAGUGGACAAAGACAGUACGACCUUCUCCGGAUGCGCCUUCCAGGUGUGAACGAGGCAGAGAAUAACGAUCAGGAGUUUUCGAUGAAGAUAGUAGAGAAGGUUGUAAGCAAGAGCUGGGCGAUGAAACUCAGUCAUGGCUUUGGGGCGCAAUUAUUUGGCGGCGACACAUUGGGUAUGUUGUGGAGAAAGCACGAUGGGAGUGAUUGUGGCAAGGCGGUUACUAGGGGCGUUUUGAUGGAACAUGCCUUGGUCCUCACUAUAUCAUUGAUUGUCUCUUGGUGCUCUCUACAGCUUGAUAAGUGUAAUGCCGAUCAAGUGGCUGGUGUGAUGCAACUACACCCAAAUCGAUUCUCAAUAGGGAGUGAUGGGCAAGGUCAUUUGAAUGGUGAGGUUUAUCUUCGAUGUAAUCCUGUUCCAAUACUCAUGUAA